Molecule: messenger RNA, 4345 nt
Organism: Manihot esculenta (cassava)
Lineage: Eukaryota; Viridiplantae; Streptophyta; Magnoliopsida; Malpighiales; Euphorbiaceae
Product: translocase of chloroplast 159, chloroplastic
Exons: 1
Coding region: 128-4183 (1351 amino acids)
Biological process (GO): protein targeting to chloroplast
Cellular component (GO): chloroplast outer membrane
Molecular function (GO): GTP binding; GTPase activity
Source: RefSeq, a predicted model, not a curated record
UGGAGAUAUAGAUUGAGACACUUGUUCUCCAUCCAUUUUAUCUUAUCGCUGCUUGGUAUCACAGCGAGUUACCUGCAGCUUCCGAAAACCCUAACUCUGACUCAUUCCACUCAUUGUUCUUAACGCCAUGGACUCCAAGCCCUCUGUACCAGAAACGCCAUCGCAUCUCUCCAACACAUCAGGUUCUCCUCCUCCUUAUUCUUCCUCGACAUCUUCGCCUUCUUCAAAUAGUUCUGUUAUCAAUAAUUCAGUUGAGAAUUAUACUUUUGAGGUGGCUAAUAUUAAUAACAUUAGCGUUAGUAGUGGGAGUAACGAUGGGAUGUUUGUGAGUGGUGCGGAAGACUUUAAAAUGGAGACGGAGAAGCCAGUUGCCCUCCCGGAAACCCCUCAAAACCCCUUUCAAUGGGAUGGUGCUGGUUCCAAUUUUGUUGAAACCGUUGAAUUUCCGGUGCUGAAAAGUGAAGAGCUGGCGAAUGAAGAGGAUGAUGAUGAUAAUGUUUAUGCUGUAGGACAGUCGAAACUCGGGACCAUGGAGAAGGGUGAAUUGGAUGGGGAUGGGGAUAAGGGUUUAGAGUUGAGUUGGGCUCAGGAUUCUGGGGAUAAAAAUGGAAUUGAGGUUGUGGAUAAUCAAGGAAAGGAGGUUUCUUUGGAAAUGGGCAAGGGCGUGGACACGAAUUUGGGUGACAUGGAGACUGAGAAGCUUGGGAGGGAGAAGAGCCAGUUGGACGCAGAACCUGUUGAAGGGAAGAAAGCAGAAGUUUAUGGUGGCAAGGCAGUUGAAGAGGGAGAGUUUUUCAGUGGUGGGAAUGAAAAAGUGGACAGUUUGAUUUCAGAACUAGAGAAUGACAAGUUGGUCGAAGAGGGGGACUCGGUUCUGGAGUCUGUCCGUGCCCCUUUGCGGGGAUUGGGAGUGGCUGUUGGUGGAGGUAUGGAGGGAGGUAAUUAUUCUGAAGUUAGAGGAGCAGAGGCUCCAGUUGAUGGUAGUUUGUCUCCAAACAAUUGUUUUGAUAAGACUAGUAGUGAUAUGGAACAACCAGUCAAUUUUAAUGCAGAAUCCAAGAAAAAUGUUGAAUCUGUGGCUGGUUUUAAGCCUGAAAUCGCAGAAGUGGACAGUAAUGGGAAGGAAAUUGUUGUUUCUGGCUUGGGAGAGGGGGAACAUUCAGAAAUCAUUGAUGUGUUUGAUGAUGCAGUCGCAAAGGGUAGUUGGGAUAUCAUGAAUGUCAGUGUUGAUAAGGCUGAAGCUGCAGGCGCCACUAAUGAAAAUGAGAAAACAGAGAAAGAAAUGGAGCCAGCAGUUGAUAAGGGAAUAGAACAAAUUCAAACUGCAGUGGUAGUUGAUGUAGGGGAUAGGGAUGGAACUCUGGCCACUGGUUCUAUUGAAGAAACUGCACGAACACAUGUUGCUCAUGAUGUAGAAAUUUAUAUGAGUGAAGCAAGCAAAAAUUUGGAAGAUGAACUCUCAACCAAAGCUGGUUUACCUGAAUCUGCAGAAUCAAUUGCUGUUACAAAUGCGCAAUUGAAAUUAAAUGAUGAAAUCGAAGAAAAGAAUAAUCUAGGUGUGGAAGGUGAGAAUGAUGGCUCGGUCACAGAUGGUGAGACUGAUGGUAUAAUUUUUGGAAACUCUGAAGCUGCGAAACAAUUCUUGGAGGGGUUGGAGCGAGGUUCAGGUAUUGGUUCUUAUUCUGAUGUGGAGACUUCUCGUGAUCAUUCAGAUAGAAUUGAUGGUCAAAUUGUGACAGACUCAGAUGAAGAAGUAGACACUGAUGAGGAAGGUGAGGGGAAGGAGCUGUUUGAUUCGGCUGCCUUGGCAGCCCUCUUGAAAGCAGCAACCCGUGCUGGCUCAGAGAGUGACACUGUCACUGUGACCUCUCAGGAUGGAUCAAGGCUCUUCUCAGUUGAGCGACCUGCAGGUUUGGGGUCCUCACUCCGACCUGUGAAACCUGCUGCAGGACCAAAUCGCCCUAGUAUUUUUUCUUCUUCUAGUCUCACCAAUGGGGGAGACUUGAAUACCAGCUUGAGUGAAGAAGAGAAAAAGAAACUGGAGAAGUUGCAGCAGAUAAGGGUGAAAUUUUUGAGGCUUGUUCACAGACUAGGUCUCUCUCCAGAAGAGUCGGUAGCUGCACAGGUUCUGUACCGUUUAGCCCUUCUUGCAGGCAAGCAAACCAAUCAGCUGUUUAGCCUUGAUGCUGCAAAGAGGACAGCUUUGCAGCUUGAAGCAGAGAGGAAAGAUGAUUUGGACAUUUCCUUGAACAUACUUGUCCUUGGGAAAACAGGGGUGGGCAAGAGUGCUACAAUAAAUUCUAUUUUUGGUGAGGAGAAGUCCCCAAUCCAUGCAUUUGAGCCUGCAACUAAUUCUGCUAGAGAAAUAACUGGUGUGGCAGGUGGAGUUAAGAUUAGGGUAAUUGAUAGCCCAGGACUCAAGUCUUCUGGUUCAGAACAAGGGUUAAACCGCAAAGUCUUGACUUCCGUAAAGAAGCUCAUGAAGAGUUGCCCCCCAGAUGUUGUCCUCUAUGUUGAUAGGCUUGACACUCAAACCAGGGAUCUUAAUGAUUUGCCAUUGCUUAGAUCUAUCACUAGUUCUCUUGGCUCUUCCAUCUGGCGAAAUGCUGUAGUUACUUUAACCCAUGGUGCUUCAGCACCUCCAGAUGGACCUUCUGGUUCCCCAUUGAGCUAUGAGGUAUUUGUUGCUCAACGUUCUCAUGUGGUUCAGCAGUCUAUUGGGCAAGCUGUUGGUGAUUUGCGAUUGAUGAACCCAAGUAUGAUGAAUCCUGUAUCUCUUGUAGAGAAUCAUCCCUCAUGUCGUAAAAACAGAGAUGGACAAAAAGUGCUCCCUAAUGGUCAAAGUUGGAGACCUCAGUUACUGCUGUUGUGCUUCUCUAUGAAGAUUUUAUCUGAAGCAAGUUCUCUUUCUAAGCCUCAAGAUCCAUUUGACCACAGGAAGCUUUUUGGUUUCCGCACUCGUGCACCUCCACUUCCAUACCUAUUGUCUUGGAUGUUGCAGUCUCGCUCACAUCCUAAACUCUCCAAUGAUCAAGGGGGCGAUAACGUUGAUUCUGAUAUUGACUUGGCUGACUUGUCUGAUUCUGAUCAGGAAGAAGAAGGGGAUGAGUAUGACCAGCUCCCACCAUUCAAGCCUCUCAGGAAAACUCAGCUUGCUAAGCUUAGCAAGGAGCAGAAGAAAGCAUAUUUUGAGGAAUAUGAUUAUCGGGUGAAGCUCCUCCAGAAGAAGCAAUGGACAGAAGAGUUGAGGAGAAUGAGAGAGAUCAAGAAGAAAGGAAAGGUUGUUGCUGAUGAAUAUGAUUACAAUGGAGAAGAUGUUGAUCCAGAAAAUGGAGCUCCAGCUGCUGUGCCGGUUCCAUUACCGGAUAUGGUGUUGCCACCUUCGUUUGAUGGUGAUAAUCCAGCCUAUCGGUACCGGUUUUUGGAACAAACUUCACAAUUUCUGGCAAGGCCAGUUCUCGACACUCAUGGUUGGGACCACGACUGUGGGUAUGAUGGUAUCAACGUUGAAAAUAAUUUAGCUGUUGCUAAUCGAUUUCCAGCAGCAGUCACUGUCCAAGUCACCAAAGAUAAGAAAGAGUUCAGCAUCCAUUUGGAUUCUUCAAUCUCUGCAAAACAUGGGGAGAACGGGUCGAGCAUGGCGGGGUUUGACAUUCAAAAUGUUGGAAAGCAACUUGCUUACAUCUUGAGGGGUGAGACUAAACUGAAAAAUUUCAAGGCAAACAAGACAACUGCUGGGGUAUCUGUUACAUUUUUGGGCCAAAAUGUGGCCGGUGGUUUCAAACUUGAGGAUCAGAUUGCAGUAGGAAAGCGCUUGAUGUUGGUUGGUAGCACUGGGACUGUCCGUUCUCUGGGUGAUGCGGCUUAUGGAGCCAAUUUGGAAGUGCGACUAAGGGAAGCAGAUUAUCCAAUUGGCCAGGACCAAUCCUCCCUGGGCUUGUCUUUGGUGAAGUGGAGAGGGGACUUGGCUCUUGGGGCUAACCUUCAAUCGCAAAUUUCCAUUGGAAGAAGUUCUAAAGUAGCUGUUCGUGCAGGAUUGAACAACAAGAUGAGUGGACAAAUUAGCGUUCGAACAAGCAGCUCUGAACAACUUCAGCUUGCACUUGUGGGUCUUCUUCCAAUUGCAAUGUCUAUCUAUAAAAGCAUUAGGCCAGGGGUCAGUGACAAUUACUCGAUGUAUUAAAUGCUGCAUUUUUUUUCCAUUCAUGCAAUGUAUUACAUUCAUCCAGCAUCAUAGAUUAGAUAAUGCGUUGAGCUUGAAUAAUGCCGAAUUUUCUUUCUUGUAGAACCUAUUGAUCUGAUAUUAUAAUGCGUUGAGCUUGAAUAAUGCUUAAUUUUCUUUCAA